This is a messenger RNA of Auxenochlorella protothecoides, 540 nucleotides long. RefSeq lists its product as hypothetical. Lineage: Eukaryota; Viridiplantae; Chlorophyta; Trebouxiophyceae; Chlorellales; Chlorellaceae. The coding region runs from base 1 to 540 and encodes 179 amino acids. The record is from RefSeq and is a predicted model, not a curated record. The transcript has 3 exons.
AUGGAGUGUUCUCCCGAGAAAGGGGGUGAUGAUUCGUCCGAUCCGAGCAAGCCCAGGGCCGGCUGCGCCACGGCCACCCCCGGGGAGGAUGCCACCCGGGACGACCUCAAGCACCUGCAAUCCCUGGAGGAGACUCACGCCAAGCUCCUGGCCCGGAAGCAGGCCCUGGAGACGCACCUCAAGACCGUCAUGGCCCGCAUCGGAUGCUGCCAGACGGAAAACAUGCAGAUCAAGCGGCUGGUGGGGUGCCUGAAUGUCUGCAAGGAGGACUUCAACCAGCUGCACGCCCCUCCUGGUAAACGGGAGGAAGCCAUGCUGAGCGUGGGCAGCCGCCUACUCAACAGCCUGUGCCCGCCGGACCUAGUCGCCAGCGCGACGCGAGGCGAAGCUGUCGCCCGCACCCAGACCGGACAGCUGCUGCAGACCCGGCACGCGGAGGAGUCGCAGGUGGCGGCCGCCGCCCUGGUGGCCUGCGGGAACGACCCCGCCGCUGCGAUCGUGGCGCUCAUGGAGGCGGCCGACAAAGCCCAGCAUGCAUAG